UUUAGUAGAAUGUAAUGCAGUUUCCGGGACUACAGAGGCAGUGUUUGAAGUUAACGCGGGCAAUUCUUUUUUUUGUGUGUCAACAACGUCUUCGGCCUUGUAAACAUCGAUAUAUAUUUUUCACGAAAUAAGGAUACGUGUAUAUGUUAACUUGAUGGCAAGUUUAGUUUCAGCGUGCAAAUAAAACCCUCCUUUUUCACUAACUGGGAGAAAUGGCGGUCGGGCUGUACUAUGCUAGCUAGACCGAUUUAUUAUCACGCUAACGGGCUAAAUACAUUUGUCUACACGGACAGAAAUGGACUCCAAAUACCCAAAUCUGACGAGACCUCAGAAGAAGCGCCGGUACUUCUCCAUUAAAACGAGCGCAUCAACCAUGAAGGGAAAUGCCGAACUGGACAUCGAUGACUCCAAUACUUGGUUCAAAAACUUGGAUUCUCCCUCUGAUGUUGGGGAAGAGCUUCCCCCUCUGCCUCCCUCUCCGACCUUCACCCCUGUAGAGAAGGAGGAGAAGACUGGUAACCCUGUAGAGAAGGAGGAGAAGACUGGUAACCCUGUAGAGAAGGAGAGGAGAGAACCAUCAGUUCCAGAGACUAGUGAAGCGGUGCCCCAAGGAGAAGAGAUGCACAAGGAGGGGAGAGCAGAGAGCACUUUGCUGGAUACUGAGAGCCCAUUUAAAAAGCACGCUCCCAUCAAGACCUCCAGCCCCAUGAAGCAGCAGGAGGGGGAUGAGGACAAGGACAGAACAGCCUCUCCAUUGCUCUUGACCUGUGGUGAUGAUGAUGAUGAUGAAGAUGACCACGGCCCUGUAAAGCAGCCUAUCACUGCCCUGACACCACAGUGCAACGGACAGGCAGCAGACGGGGGAUAUGAUGCAGUGCUGGACUCUCCUCCCUGUCGGUUUUCUGUCGGCAAACAAAAGACGCCAUCUCGCAGUAUGCCGAAGAAGGAAGAGACACCUUGGAAGUUGACUCUGUCCCUGUGCAGCAUAGAGACAGAAGAGCCUCCCCAAACAAGCCCGUGUCCAGCAGUAGAACCCAAAGAACAACCAGUACCAGGGAAGAAGAGUCUGGCCCGACCCUCAGAGAAGAAGAGUCUGGCCCGACCCUCAGAGAAGAAGAGUCUGGCCCAGCCCUCAGAGAAGAAGAGUCUGGCCCAGCCCUCAGAGAAGAAGAGUCUGGCCCAGCCCUCAGAGAAGAAGAGUCUGGCCCAGCCCUCAGAGAAGAAGAGUCUGGCCCAGCCCUCAGAGAAGAAGAGUCUGGCCCAGCCCUCAGAGAAGAAGAGUCUGGCCCAGCCCUCAGAGAAGAAGAGUCUGGCCCAGCCCUCAGAGAAGAAGAGUCUGGCCCAGCCCUCAGAGAAGAAGAGUCUGGCCCAGCCUUCAGGGAAGGAGAGUCUGGCCCAGCCUUCAGAGAAGGAGAGUCUGGCCCAACCACCAGAGAAGAAGGGUCUGGCCCAACCACCAGAGAAGGAGGCAACACCGGAAAGGAAAGCCACAUCCUCCUUCCUCCAGAAGCUGAGAGAGGCUGGUCAGUCCAAGCCUGCCUGGAAAGCCCUGGCGUCUCCAGUGAGAGAAGCUCCUCUCACCGACCUGGAGGAUGACUUCCUGAUCCUGGAGGACGAUGGUCCUUCCUGGUUCUCCCUUCGUAGGAAGACUGACCCCAACAGGACCACAGCCACACCUCAACCGCAGCAGAAGGACCAAUCACACAGCAGUAAUGACGCCUCAGCUGACACACUCACCAAGGCCAGCCAAUCAGAGAAGGAUACAGCCAAGCUGAGAUCAGGAGGGACAGCUGAAGUGAAAACUAAAGAGAAGAAUGCUACUGGAGGCUCCUCCCUCAUACCUGUCCUCACCAAGUCUACAGCCAGGAAGAAGAGGGACUCAAGUCCCCAGGGUGAUGAGCCUGUCGAGGCAGACCACAUAGAACAAGACCCGAAGAAGAAGGUCAACAACCCGUUAUCUGAACCAACGACAGCAGGUUACCUGGAACUAGGAGGAGGGGCUAAGCCUAAACCCAGCCAAUCAAAAGCCCGCACCAAAACAGAAAAGAAAGUUCCCAGAAUAUCUAAAUUCCAAGCUGGUAUCCAAGGUAACAAGGUGAACCCCAAGACGAGCCGAGGACGAGGCCUGCAGUCUGGAAAGACCAGGAGACUGUCAGCUGGAGCUGGGGAGGAGCCCGUCAGCAUGGAGGAGGAGAGUGAAGCUGCUUCAGACCAGGAUGUUUCACCAGUUCUACAGUUGGCACCGACAGGACAGAGACGAGUCAAGGUCCCAGCCAAUCGUAAAGCCAAGGAGGUCAGCCCCUCCCCUACAGGUGAGGCUGACUCCUCCCAGGCCGGCCAGCUAACCCAGUUAGCAGGGAAGAGGAAGAGGAUCAAGCCUGGUCCCUGGUGGCUCACCAGCCCUUUCAACACACAGGUCACAGAGACAGUCAACACACACACAGCAAACAAGUACAAACACAAUAACAAGAAAACAAAAACCAAACCAGCAAGAUAUUCCUCUGUGGAGUCAGGGCAAGAGGAGGGGACAUCAAGACCCUUGUUUAAUCAGAACGCAAAGAAGAAACCCUCGUCCAAUCAAACCGCAGAAAAUAAACCCUGGUCCAAUCAGACCACAGAAAAUAAACCCUGGUCCAAUCAGACUGCAGGGCAUGAAGCAGAGAAGCCCAAGAGGGGCAGAACUAAGAAGCAAAAGACGACCAGUAGAGAGGAGCCAGCGAGGCCUGAAGGUCAGAGAGAAGAGGAGGAGGCUGAGGCCUCUACGGCAGAGCAGCAGGAGGAGCAACAGGAGCUGGGGGGGCUCAGUCCCAUGCCCAGCCCUCUCAGACAGCAUACACUCACCCCAAGUGAGAAGGUGUUUGACUGGAUCUAUACCCGCCCUCCCAAGUGUAAACCCCAGAGUGACAUCACCCCCCACUCUGCUACCGUUACCCCCAGCAGGCAGUGGCGUCAGGCCAGGGAGGCUCCAGAGAAACACAGCAGGAGGAGGAGGAAAGCUCCAGGGAACUGGUGGGUCACCAACAACCCCCCAGAGAACGCUGACAGCACCUCUUCAUUCCCUCAACAACCCCAGCCUUACCCCAAAAAACCUUCACCCCCUCAACCACAGCCGAACCCAAAAACUCGCAAGGUGGAGAGAAGUAAGUUCCUUGGACCCCCUCAGAAUGGCAACACAGCCUCCUCAACUCGACCUGGAGGAGUUCAGACCCCGCUGAAGAGGAAGGACCUCUCCGCCCCCAAGACGGUCAAGCGCUCUCUGGCCACCAUUGGCGCCGUCUUCUCCUCUGGCAGAGGAGCGCUCCCGUUGGCCACAGUCAGAAGCAGCACGUGGCAGACUUUGGGGAGGAAAACGCUAUUCCCUAGAGCGCCUGAGGAGCAGUCAGCCCAGAGCCCCAGCAUCGGCCUCAGCUCUGGGCCAGCUAAUGACCCCUCCCAGGACCCAACCAGUGACAGGAGCUCCAGCCCUGUGGAUCUGAGUGCCAGUACUGUCUGCAUAGAGCCUGUUGGACAGCUGGGGAAAAAGAAGACCAUACACCGAGACUUCUCCCAAAGCAACAACCGACUCUCAGACAACACGUUAAAAGGGUUCAAAAGUGGACCGUCUUCCAUGAUUGAACUGGAGGAUUAUGAAGAGAAUGACGACAUCUGUGUCCAGUCGUUCAGAGUGACGCCCCAUCCGUCUGUCCAUCAGUCUGUCCCUCCUGGCAUCGUGCUGUCGGACCCUGAGGCUGUGACUGAGCUUUGUGCUCCUCCUCUCAGAGCCAUCACACUGCAGCUGGAGGACAAGGCCAACCUCACAGACUGGAUGGCUUUGCUCUGGCCUGCCACUGGGAAACAGGGAGGCCAGAUCAGCCCAGAUCAUUUCCAGUGGUUCUCGUAUCGAGACAGAGCUCUUGGUUACAAGAUGGACCUGCUGGCUGAAACCUUCUCCAAUGGAAAGAUCUUGCUGGGCUCCUACAUGAAGAAACCUCUGCUGGUGGACCACAGCGCCACCACUGUGUAUAACCUCCUAACCAGCUCAGUAACUGUGAAGAUCAAUGGCAAAGAGAACCAUUAUAACCCAGGACAAACCUUCAUGGUCCCAUGUGGCCAUGCCUACAGCCUCCACAAUCUGACCCAGGAACCUGCUGCUCUACACUUCACCAGGAUGCUGGCAGAGAGCUCAGAGUGAGGCCUGGAGACCACAGCCAGGGGCUCAGUAAAGUACAAUAGUGACAGGUCAGAGUAGUGAAGGAUCCUUACAGACGACCACCAGGUACCUCAACUUAGGAGUGACUGAGACCAGCAGAGACAACAAGCUAGAGAGGCCCUUCUCACCCACCUCAAUGACAUUCCCAAGGACUUAACAGGAAAUGACCAGCCAGUAAUUUAAAUGGAAAAGUUAGAAAGAUUAAAAGUGUACAGAGGGCUCUGCUGUAAGUGCUUGUUAUUGUCUUAUUGUCACAGUAACAUUUGUAAAUAGCAAUACUUUUGUUUCUAUGGUUUCUUGUGCCCCCCUACUGUGUACAUUUAAUGUGACCAAUGAAAUAAUUUGUAAAGGCUUCUGGGUAUUUUUAUUGGAAUAUUCAUCUUCUGUCAACUGUUGCAAACACAUGGUAUGUAAAAAAUAAAAAUAAAAAGUAAUUCA
Molecule: messenger RNA, 4627 nt
Organism: Oncorhynchus tshawytscha (Chinook salmon)
Lineage: Eukaryota; Metazoa; Chordata; Actinopteri; Salmoniformes; Salmonidae
Product: serine/arginine repetitive matrix protein 2
Exons: 16
Coding region: 296-4171 (1291 amino acids)
Source: RefSeq, a predicted model, not a curated record